Mercenaria mercenaria is the source of this 682-nucleotide messenger RNA. Its product is annotated as probable T4-type lysozyme 2. Gene Ontology annotation, biological process: cell wall macromolecule catabolic process. The coding region runs from base 68 to 583 and encodes 171 amino acids. Gene Ontology annotation, molecular function: lysozyme activity. The transcript has 3 exons. NCBI's taxonomy places the organism in Eukaryota, Metazoa, Mollusca, Bivalvia, Venerida, Veneridae. The record is from RefSeq and is a predicted model, not a curated record.
AUAUAACUGAAUACGAAAGACACGUUUCAUUACUUACUUUUGCGCCUGGUUGUAAUAGCAGGCAACAAUGAAGGUUCUUUUCACGUGCUUUAUCCUGUUUGGUCUCGCAUUGGCAGUUUACAGUUACCAAUGCGGGCUGACCUCUAGCGACGUCAGUUCUAUCAAAGGCCAACUGAGGAUUGACGAAGGUUAUAAAGACCAUAUAUACCGUGACAGUGAGGGCUACCUUACAUUCGGCAUUGGGCAUCUGAUAACCCACAGCGAUCCAGAGUAUGGCAAACCGGCUGGAACACAUGUAAGCACUUCACGAAUAGACAGCGCUUUUGCUACAGACUUUGGCAAUGCAGUUACUACGACUCAUUCCAUCUUCCACGACUGCUCCCAAUGGCCAUCCGAGGUGAAGCGGAUCAUUGUGAAUAUGGCGUUUAAUCUGGGAGGCAGACUACGUAAUUUCCACAAAUUCAUAGCGGCAGUUAACGGACGGCACUGGAACACCGCUGCAAACGAGAUGAUGGACAGUCAGUGGUACUAUCAGGUCGGAGAUAGGUCGAAAAGAUUGGUGGCCAGAAUGAGAGCUGUCUAGUCCAGUUACGUUUUCAGGUUGCCGUUUUCAUGCCCGUUUCUGUCGUAUAACCUUGAUUUUUUUCUUCAAAAAACUAUUAAUAAAAAUGACACAACUGUA